AGGCGUCAUAUUCGCCUGUGGAUUCCACACCCGGAAUUACCUCCAAAUCAAGGAUUUUUGAUUUUUCCUUUUCAUUUUUCUGUGGGUGUAAAAUUUCCGGUGAGUAACGACGCCACACUACAUAUUUCCAUUCCACCCUUCCCUUCCAAAUCUCGCUUCUUUCUCUUCCUCUUCCUCUUCAUCUUCCUUCCUUUCCUUCUAGAUACACCCAAUCAUCCAUGGCUACUGCCACCGACAAGCUCACUCAGCUCAAAUCUGCAGCUUCUGGCCUCAAUCAAAUCAGUGAAAAUGAGAAAAAUGGAUUCAUCAAUCUCGUCUCUCGUUAUCUGAGUGGCGAAGCGCAGCAUAUUGAAUGGAGUAAGAUCCAAACACCGACUGAUGAGGUCGUCGUUCCUUAUGAUUCCUUGUCUCCACUUCCAGAGGAUUCUGCCGAAACCAAGAAGCUGUUGGACAAGCUUGUUGUGCUAAAGCUUAAUGGUGGUUUGGGGACAACAAUGGGCUGUACUGGUCCCAAAUCUGUCAUUGAAGUUUGCGAUGGGUUGACAUUUCUUGACCUUAUUGUUAUCCAGAUUGAGAAUCUCAAUUCCAAAUAUGGGUGUAAUGUUCCUUUGGUUCUCAUGAACUCAUUCAACACUCAUGAGGACACAUUUAAGAUUGUGGAGAAGUACUCCAAGUCCAAUGUUGAGAUUCACACCUUCAACCAGAGCCAAUAUCCUCGUGUAGUUGUUGAAGAUUUUAUUCCAUUACCAUGCAAAGGACAGACUGGGAAGGAUGGAUGGUAUCCUCCUGGACAUGGUGAUAUUUUCCCAUCUCUAAUGAACAGUGGCAAGCUUGAUACUUUCUUGUCACAGGGGAAGGAGUAUGUGUUUAUUGCCAACUCAGACAACUUGGGUGCUAUAGUUGACUUGAAAAUCUUAAAUCAUUUGAUCCAAAACAAGAACGAAUACUGUAUGGAGGUCACACCAAAAACAUUGGCUGAUGUGAAAGGUGGUACCCUCAUCUCUUAUGAGGGAAAAGUUCAGCUUCUCGAAAUUGCUCAAGUUCCUGAUGAACAUGUUAACGAAUUCAAGUCAAUUGAGAAGUUCAAAAUUUUUAAUACCAACAACCUGUGGGUGAACCUGAAUGCAAUUAAGAGGCUGGUCCAAGCUGAUGCACUCAAAAUGGAGAUCAUUCCAAAUCCUAAGGAGGUAGACGGGAUCAAAGUUCUUCAACUGGAAACUGCUGCUGGGGCAGCCAUUAGGUUCUUUGACAAUGCAAUUGGCAUAAAUGUACCUCGAUCACGGUUCCUUCCAGUGAAGGCAACUUCAGAUUUGCUCCUGGUUCAGUCUGAUCUCUACACCUUAGAGAAUGGCUUUGUCAUUAGGAACAAAGCUAGAAAAAAUCCUGCAAAUCCUUCAAUUGAAUUGGGACCUGAAUUUAAGAAGGUUGGCAAUUUCUUGAGUCGAUUCAAGUCAAUCCCAAGUAUCAUUGAGCUGGAUAGCCUUAAGGUGACUGGUGAUGUAUGGUUUGGUGCUGGUAUUACUCUCAAGGGAAAAGUAACUAUUGUUGCAAAAGCUGGAGUGAAAUUAGAAAUUCCUGAUGGAGCUGUAAUUGAAAACAAGGAAAUCAAUGGCCCUGAAGACCUCUGAAGGACCAACUUUGUGGGAGAGCGUUUUUGUUAAAAUCAUGGUUGUUCAAAAUCCGUCUGUUUUAACUGGCAAAUAAAAAUUAUAUUACAUACUGCCAAGUAUCUGAAAUGCAUACUUUUGCAGCAUAUAAGAGUGAACCCCCUAUACAGUUUUACUCCCGUCUCGGAAUAAAAUACUCUUUUUUUA
Messenger RNA from Rubroshorea leprosula, 1814 nucleotides. The record is from the annotation of a GenBank genome assembly. Lineage: Eukaryota; Viridiplantae; Streptophyta; Magnoliopsida; Malvales; Dipterocarpaceae.